AAAUAUCGAGAUAUUCCGUGAAAUUGGAAGCUACGUGUUGUGGGCCAAACUGAGAGGUGCGAUUUUAAUUCAAGGGGCUUCAUUUCUGUGAAGCUUUUUUUCUUUCUAAAUCGACUUCUUUUCUAAUAAUAAUCUGACAUUAGCAAAUGCAAGCGGCAGCUGUAGUUUCACCGCUGCCGCGGCCGUCCUCCUCAGUGAUACCGGCAACGAGAGCGAAAUUCCUCAACUACAACUCCUCAACGACGGAAGCAAGCAAGAAGCGGCAGCUGCAGUUUACUUGUGUGAAUUACCGGCGUAUUGAAAUGGCGACAGCAUCACCGUCACCAGCAUCUGUUGGAACGGCGCCGAAAUGGGCUCAGAAGACCAUCACCAUUCCCGCCCAGAGGCGAGGAUGCCAUCUCAUCACCUCCAAGAUUUUGAAGGAGAUUGGGCAGGAUUUAUCAGGGUUUAAGUGUGGUCUUGCUCAUUUUUUCCUGCAGCACACAAGUGCUUCUUUGACUAUAAACGAGAACUACGACUCGGAUGUUCGCGACGACACGGAGACAUUUUUGAACAAAGUAGUUCCGGAAGGAAGGUCCGCACCAUGGAAGCAUACUAUGGAAGGUCCGGAUGACAUGCCGGCGCACAUCAAGUCAUCUAUGUUUGGCUGCUCCCUCACGAUCCCUAUAUCAGAUGGAAAACUGAACAUGGGAACUUGGCAGGGUAUCUGGCUGUGUGAGCACCGUGAUGCUGCUACUCCUCGCAGAGUCGUGGUCACGCUUAAUGGGAUGUGAGAAUUAAGAUCGUGUUCACUGCUGCAACUACCUUUUUCAUCUUCUUACUCACUCGCGAGUGCAGCUUGUCUUUUCUGAAUAAGUGUGCAGAAACUUGUUUGAGCUGCAUUGUAAUGUAAUACACAUACCCAAGUCAUCAGUAAGCUCAAUUUCAUUGACUUUUAGGACUCCUAGCCCAGAUGAAUCUGCUUUCAAGUGUUUCCAAGUCAGCAACAAAAGAGUAAUUUCGAGUGAUAAGAUGUGCUCUGGUAAUGCAUUGAUCUAUAUAUGUAUAUUAUGCAAUGCUUUUCCCCUCU
Molecule: messenger RNA, 1069 nt
Organism: Salvia miltiorrhiza (redroot sage)
Lineage: Eukaryota; Viridiplantae; Streptophyta; Magnoliopsida; Lamiales; Lamiaceae
Exons: 7
Coding region: 147-773 (208 amino acids)
Source: RefSeq, a predicted model, not a curated record